Hemibagrus wyckioides is the source of this 3313-nucleotide messenger RNA. RefSeq names its product transmembrane 6 superfamily member 2a (gene tm6sf2a). Gene Ontology annotation, cellular component: endoplasmic reticulum membrane; endoplasmic reticulum-Golgi intermediate compartment membrane. The record is from RefSeq and is a predicted model, not a curated record. Lineage: Eukaryota; Metazoa; Chordata; Actinopteri; Siluriformes; Bagridae. Gene Ontology annotation, biological process: lipid homeostasis; regulation of lipid metabolic process. The transcript is spliced from 10 exons. The coding region runs from base 31 to 1173 and encodes 380 amino acids.
GCUUCAUUAUUUAAUAGUAUUUCUUCUUCUAUGAGAGAGAGGAUGGCUUUUCCAAAGGAGAUCCUGACUUUUAUUUUAUCCCUGACGGCGCCACUUGUACUUUAUGCAUCAAACAACAUUUCAGCUUUGCAAAUGCCACUGGCUAUACUGGGAGUAGAAAUAGCUGCUCUUGCUGCAGUAUUCUUCAUGGCAUAUCUGUGUGUUCGAAAAGAAAAAUCUGUGGACUUCCUGUUUUAUGUGUUCGUUGUGUUUUCUUUCACCUCCACCGUUGACCUUAUGUGUGCUCUUGAGCUGGAUGGAUAUAUCAAAGGCUUUAUGGAUUUCUACAUUAACAAGGGUGAACCGUAUUUGAACACAGCACAUUGCAUCAUGAAGAACUACUGGAAUGGAGGGGUGAACUUUGUUUUGCUCCUCGUCAUCAUCCACCGCAUGUGGAAAGGGAAGUCAUAUCGGAGCUUGGCUCUUCUUUGGGUCGGCUCCAUGGUGGCCACUCAGAUCGUCUUUAUUCCAAGCAUUGUCAUAGGUAAACAUGCUAAGAACAUCUAUCCAGCAUUUGGGCUCAGCCUCUUCUUCAUGAUCCUGUCCAUGUGGACGGCAAUGAAGCUUUUCAACAGGCCCAGAGAGCUGCCAAUCAUUCCAGCAGACAAAGUUGCAGCAGAACAGAAGAAAAGGCUUCUGUAUCGCCCCAAAGACUUCCUGCUCACACUCGCUGUGCUCGGAGCCAUGGCCUUCACAGUGUUCAGAGGAUUUGUUGUUCUUGAGUGCACACUGGACAUGUGUUUCACCUACAUUUACCAGUACGAGCCCUACAUGAAGGACAGUGUUUCCUUCCCUAAGGUCAUGAUGUUGGUGUUCCUCUUCUACGCUUUGCCCCUGCUAACCCUUGUAGUUUACGGGCUGAUUGUUCCGGGAUGCACUUGGAUGCUGGACUGGACUUUGUUCCUCACAGGAGCUAUGGCUCAGAUGCAGUGGACGUACAUCGGUGCGUCGGUGCACUCUCGGACACCCUUCACCUAUCGCAUCCCUAAAGAGGAAUGGAGGCUGGUCAUGACCCUCAACCUUGUGUAUUUAGGCAUCCCUGCCCUGCUAGCUGCACGCUGCUUCCUAGAUCCAGCCUUCUUCAUGAAGCUGGUGCCUCCGGGGCAAGCAGACAACGAGAAAAAGCACAAGUAGACGCAUAAAAACCCGAGCAAAGCAAAGGUCCUAUGAACCUAACUUAACAGACUUAAACACAUAGAUGAGACAAGAAUCGAUUGUGUCUGGAAUUUGAAGCCCUCAGUGCGCUGGACUUUACCUCACCUUUUCUCCUUUCCUGAAUGACCCUUGUCUCUGCCGUGUGGAAGAAAAUCAGCUCCUCUAUUCCCGAGCUUAUCUCUACUCGACGAAUGACUCAUUUGAUGCAAUCCAGACAGUAACUCUGGACUCUGGCACACACUUUUCUGCCAACACAACACUGCCGGCAGAAUUACUUCAUACUGUGAGUCUUUGAGGCUUGAUUUCAAAGCAGCGUUUAUCUGCGAAGGUAUCUGCGAAGAUCUGACGGUUAAAUCCUCUCUUCCUAAUGAGCCAUUGUGAUGUACAAGAAAUGUGAUUGUCUCUCAAAGUGGUUUAUCUGUAGACAGUUUUCUUUCUAAUUAUCUUUGUUAGGAUUUUUUUGUUGUCGUUGUUGUUUUGUUUUUUCGGAGGAUUUAUAUCAAAAGGCUUGUGAUGAGGAUGAAACCGAACUUUAGUAAGAAUAAUAACAAAACGAAGAAGUUUCGAAGAAGAAGAAACAAAUCAGAAUUUUUUUUAAGGAUACACACCAGCGGCUUGUAUUUGCUGCACGUUCUUUUUGCUGCCUGAUAUGAAUCUAUAGUCUUGUGAAAUGCACUGUUUAUUAUACUCAGGGAGGGAGGCCGCAGGUUGCAAAAGGACACUGUAAUAUGCCUGAGGUUUCAGCGAUUAGAUUUCUGUGAACUCAUUCUGUUCCCAAAGGCCAAACCCGUGCCUCUUGGUUCUGCGCUUUAUCGGUGACAUCAUGCAGGCCAUAGAAUUUCUACACAUGCUCCUACACAUGGCCUAGUGAACUCUGACCCCUGCUGCUUCACAGAGAUAACUAAGGAACGACUGCAGGGUUUUGCAACCUCGCUGUUAAUCAGAAACCGCUACGGAGCUCCGUUUGUGACCUUUGGCAGACAUAGUGACUAAUAAAUAAUAACACUUUUGGUAACACUUUAUAUCAAGGAACACAUAUAAUAAGUAAUGUAAUGAAGGUCAUGCUGUUUGUUUAAUAAAGCUCUGAAUUUGGAUCCAUGUAAAAUGUGUAAAAUAGAAUACUGUGUAUGAGUUUAAAAAAAAAAAUCAGAAUUAAAAAACAUUUCUGUGUUUAAAAAAAAGAAAAAAGAAAAAUUAUUGUCCUUUUAAUGGACAGUUAAUGACAGGGUUGCCAGGUCAGCGGAUUUUCAUCACAUUGGUCUAAUUUACAAUACUCUAUUUUAAAGCUGCCAUUGUUUUACGGCAAAUAAUCAGCAGAAACAAAUAUAUGGAGUGAACAAUAUCUCUACAUCAGAAAUGUGUGACCUUGUUUUCUCAGUGCCAGGAUUUUCAAAGCUCUAAAUUUGGACCCAUGUAAAAUGUUCGCUUCAUAGCUAGACAUCUGUCAUGUACAAAUGAGUGAUAAUUGCAUUAUUAGUUGUAAUAAUUGGAAAUGUUAUUAAAGCUGUGUAAUACUGUAAUCUGGGUAUGAGUUUAAAAAAAGCAUAAUUAAAAAACAUUUCUGUGUUAAAAACAAAAUGAAAAAUUAUUAUCCUUUUGAUGGACUGUUAAUGACAGGGUUGCCAGGUCACUGAAUUUCAUUAAAUUGGUCUAAUUUAAAAUACUCUAUUUGAAAGCUGCCAGUAUCUUGUUUUAUAGCAAAUAAUCAGCAGGAAAAAAAAAUAUAUCAGCAAAAAAAUGUAAUCCAAACUGCAGCCAGCGAUCUGUCUGUGAUGUACGAAACCUUGUCUGUUCUAAGAUAUAAUGCAAAAAAUUGUGAGAAGGUAAGAGGGACUAUGGAGUGAACAAUGUCUCUCCAUCAGAAAUGUCUACGCAACACAGCGACCUUGUUUCGAGACAAAAAGGAGAAAAAAUAUAGUUUUUCUCAGUGCCAGGGUUUUCUGAGGUAGGUUCAGGUCCUUCGUAUGUUAUUUUGUAAGCCGGAAAUUGUGCUGAAUCCAUACAGCAUGACAUACUAUAACCUUCUCUUUGUGUGUCUUGAACACUUUAGCACAGUUGUAUGUCUUAAACCAUACAAAACGAGUUGGCAGACUGUACCGUGGAUGAUGUUUAACCUCUA